CUUCUUCGUCUUACGGGGUUUAAUGGCGGUUGGCGAGCCAGGUUAUAGGUGCUUUAGGGCCACCUAGUGGACUGGAGUACAGUGGCAGGAGGGAAAUGAAAUGGUUAAAUUCUCUCUGUUAUUCUUGAUAUUCUUUGAUAAUUAAUAAACAACGAUAAUGAACUCGAUGAAGAUGAUUUCUCUCCAAUGUAGAUUCUCCAAUGUAGUAUUGUGUCCCUCAUCUAAUGUUAAUUCACUCAUUUAUUGAUCAUAUUUGCUGCAGUGUAUUAAUACAUGUUGCAUAGUCCACUAGGGCAGUGGUUCCAAACCUUUUUCCUUAAGGGACCCCUUUCCUAUUAUUCAGUGAACUGACAACCCCUGAAUAAGUGACUAUUUCAUGGAUAUUUUAUAUUAUAUUAAUACAGAUCAAGUGAUAAACUGUACAAUUAACCCAAGUAGGUCUUCACAGAAAUUAAUACAAUUCUGAUAUAUAGGCCUACUGUGUAUAUUUUAAAGUUUUCUUACACCCCUUAAAAUCAAGAAGGCCUUGUGGCCCAUCUGUGAAGCUUUGGCGGCCCCUAGGUUCCUGUCCCCCAGGUUGGACACCACUGUACUAUAGUGCACUACGGGGCUUCUGUUCGAUUUCUUCUUUGUUUGAAUUAAUGUUAGUCGACUAAUGUCCAAAAUAUUCAACUACCACUCCUGCUGGACUUUAUUACACAUGAUAAAAAUCUGAAGUAUUUUGCAGGUAGAUGGCCAGCGGUGGAUAAAGUUCUUUGAAUAAAAAUACUACAAAGUAAAACAUCCCAUUGCAAGUAAAAGUCACAUAUUAAAAAAUGUACUCAAGUAGCCCUGUAAGUAUUAUCAGCUAUUUGUAGUAUCAAAAGAAAAAAAUACACAUAAUGCAGAAUGCUUCCUCAGAUUAUUAUCAAAUUAUUAUUUUAUCGGAUUCUUAUGAACAUGUAAGCAGCAUUUAAUGUUGCAGCUGGUCAACAUGGAGGUAACUUCUUUGUAUACUGUUGGGCAGUAUAAUAUAUGUAUAUUAUAUACAUUAUAUUUGAUAAACUGAUCAUAUGUUUGGUAUGUGACAUGUUAAUCAGCAAGUAACUCGUAACUAUAGCUGUCGCACAAAUAUAGUGGAAUAAAAAGUACAAUAUUUAUCUCUGAAAUGUAUAUAGUAUAUGGUAUUAAGUAGCAUACAAUGGAAACAAUUAUCUGAAGUACCAAUAUCUUAAUAUACUACAGUGAUUACAUUACUUACAGUAUUACAACACAGGAAUAAAUAUUCUCACUUUCUAUAUUACUUGAAAUUUCCUCCAUUCUCUUUCUCUGCUUCCAUAGUUUGGAGCUAUCUUUAUCUAAUUUGGGUUUAUUUCAGACACAUGCGUCAUAUAAACAAUAAAAUACAUACAUGGACAAAAAACAUAGAGACAUAAAAUCAUUGCAUUUCAUAAGUCCAAAAGAAUGAAAACACAUACAGACAUUUGUUCCAGUCUUCCCAAAGACAAGAUGAAUACCUUUCAUCACUUGGCUCGGUUAAGGAUAUAUUAACAAACCUAUAGGCCUAUUUCCUAACAUAGUUGCACAUAUUUUCCAUUUUAAUUUGUACUUUUCUCAUAUGGGACAUUAUUAUGAGUUAUAGAUAAUUUAAAUAAAACAGGAAUUGUAGACCCACAUGACUUCAUAUCAUUUAUAUAAAAAUAAUGUAUAUCUAAUAAUAAUAUAUAAUAUGUACACAUUAAUCUAACUACCCCAAAUCAAAAUCAAACAUAGAUUUCAGGACAGUCCAUGUUUACAGGUCUGAGAAGAAAGAGACAAUAAUACCAGAACAACACCGGAAAUCAGUCGAAUUUCCUUCAAAAUAAAAGCACCAAAUGUAAUGUUUUUAUUAUUAUCACGACUGAUACGUAAUACAUAAUAUUUGUACAAACUAUAUCCGACAACUGAUCUUCAUUCAGCAAGUAAAGAUUCAUCCGUAUUGUCUAUUAGCCUGCACGUACUCUGACUGAGCUCAUCCUGUCCGAUCUCAAGCUUGUUGACCAACGUGGCUGUAAACAUGCUGUUAAAAUGAGAGUUUGGGAUAUAAAAAUUUCCAUUUACCUCAACAUUAAUUAGUCUUUAAUUUGUGCUUACACUAAAAAAAAAAAAAAACCUCAGCCCGGAAGCACCUCUUAUAAUUGUGGUUAACUUGGUAGUCCUGUGGUCCUCGCUCCGAUCGGGCAGACAGCUCAGGGGGGUAGUUAACAUCAGCACGACCACGGAGCAGCUCUGAGUCUCUGCCCUGAACCCUCAUAAUGCAUGGGGGCAAGAGAGGACUGGUGGCUCCGCAGAACACUUUUCUCGAGAAUAUUGUCCGGCGCUCCAGCGAAACCAGUUUCCUGUUGGGAAAUGCACAGAUCGUUGAGUGGCCGGUUGUUCACAGCAAUGAUGGAUUCUGCAAGCUGUCUGGAUACCACAGAGCUGAAGUCAUGCACAGGAGUAGCACGUGCAAUUUCAUGUAUGGUGACCUGACUGAUAAGAACACUAUCGACAAAAUCAGAAAGACCUUUGAUAACUAUGAGUCCCAGUUCUACGAGGUGCUGCUCUACACAAAGAAUAGAACACCAAUAUGGCUUUACAUGCAGGUAGCUCCCAUCAGAAAUGAAAACGAGAAGGUGGUGCUUUUCCUCUGCACCUUCAGAGACAUUACACUGUUCAAACAGCCAAUUGAAGAUGAAGCAACUAGAGCCGGAUGGGCAAAGUUUGCCAGACUUACCCGGGCACUGACCAACAAUCGCAACCUGGUGCAGCAGUUACCACCGCUGAGCAAGGCAGAGGUCAGCCACAAGCCCUCCAGACUGGCUGAGGCUCUGCAGCUGGGAUCAGACAUUCUCCCUCAGUACAAACAGGAGGCCCCUAAGACCCCUCCACACAUCAUCCUCCACUACUGCACCUUCAAGACCACCUGGGACUGGGUCAUCCUCAUCCUCACCUUCUACACCGCCAUCAUGGUGCCCUAUAAUGUCUCAUUUAAGACAAAGCAAAACAAUUUGGCUUGGCUAGUGCUGGACAGUGUCGUAGACGUCAUCUUCCUGAUUGACAUCGUGCUCAACUUCCACACCACCUUUGUGGGUCCUGCUGGGGAAGUCAUUUCAGACGCAAAGCUGAUACGCAUGAAUUACAUGAAGACGUGGUUUGUCAUCGACCUGCUGUCCUGUCUGCCCUACGAUGUAAUCAACGCCUUUGACAAUGUAGAUGAGGAGGUCAUCACAUCUGCUUCUUCAGCAAGUCAUCUCCGCGAGUCUUCACAUUUCCACAGGAAUACCACACGGACAGAAGACUCUGUGCUCACAGGUCUCAGCAGCCUGUUCAGCUCCCUAAAGGUGAUCCGCCUGCUGCGGUUGGGCCGAGUGGCCCGGAAGUUGGACCACUACCUGGAGUACGGAGCAGCUGUCCUAGUACUGCUGGUGUGUGUUUUUGGUCUGGUGGCCCACUGGCUAGCUUGCAUCUGGUACAGCAUUGGGGACUACGAGGUAAUCGAUGAAACCACCAACACCAUUAAGACAGACAGCUGGCUCUACCAGCUGGCCCUGAGCAUUGGGACUCCUUACCGCUACAACGUCAGUGGUACAGGACAGUGGGAAGGUGGUCCCAACAAGGACACGUUGUACAUUUCUUCUCUGUACUUCACCAUGACGAGUCUCACCACCAUUGGAUUUGGUAACAUUGCUCCGGCCACAGAUGGCGAGAAGAUUUUCUCUGUGGCUAUGAUGAUGGUGGGCUCACUGCUUUACGCAACCAUCUUUGGAAAUGUGACCACCAUCUUCCAGCAGAUGUACACCAACACAAAUCGCUACCAUGAGAUGCUCAACAAUGUGCGCGACUUCCUGAAGCUUUAUCAGGUUCCCAAAGGUCUGAGUGAGAGGGUCAUGGACUUCAUCGUCUCCACCUGGGCCAUGUCUAAGGGCAUUGACACAGAUAGGGUUCUCUCAAUUUGUCCCAAAGACAUGCGGGCAGACAUCUGCGUCCACCUGAACAGGCAGGUGUUCAACGACCACCCAGCGUUUCGUCUGGCCAGCGACGGCUGUCUGCGCUCUCUAGCUGUGGAGUUUCAGACCACACACUGUGCACCCGGAGACCUCAUCUUCCAUAUCGGAGAGAGUGUCGACACCCUCUGCUUUGUGGUCUCUGGGUCACUAGAAGUCAUCCAGGAUGAUGAGGUCAUCGCAAUACUUGGUAAAGGUGAUGUGUUUGGAGACGUGUUCUGGAAAGAGACCACGCAGGCCCGGGCUUGUGCAAAUGUGCGAGCAUUGACUUACUGCGACUUGCACGUCAUCAGGAGAGAAGCUCUGAUGAGGGUGCUGGACUUUUACACGGCAUUCGCCAACACGUUCUCCCGCAACCUCAUCCUCACCUGCAAUCUACGAAAACGGAGAAUCUUCAGAAAGAUUGCUGAUGUGAAGAGGGAGCAGGAGCGCCAGAGGAACGAGGUGGCUCUCUCCAUUCCUGAAGACCACCCGGUACGCAAACUGUUCCAGAGGUUCAGACAGCAGAGAGACGCUGAAACACCAGGAGAGUCUCACACUUACUUUGAUCAUAACUGUGUGCAGGUGGAGCCGCAGCACCACCAUCACUCUGACUCAAACUCUUACACGCAGUGUCAGUCUGUAUCUUCUCAGCAGGAGUACAGCUCCACGGUGCAGAAUAAUGCACCCUGCACAGGAGGAGGAGGAGGUGCAGGCAGUGUGGCUGCAUCUCCACAAGCAUUUGUCCACAAAGAGGAGUCUGAGCAAACCUGCACACAAGAGGCCGGGGAGUCGAUACCAAGGCCUUGUGUGGAGAGUCAGCUUUGUCAGAGGGUCAGAACCCCUGUACGGAGCAGUGGUGCAGGCGGGGAUGGAGCUGUAAGUGUCGUUGCCAGCGGCAGAGGUGGUCGAGGUUGGGCAAAGUUUAAAACCGCCGCUUCAGCCGCACCACCUGCACCACCCGCACCACUGCCUCCUGCUGUCCAGCAAGAAAAGCAGCCCCAGAAAGCAGAGGAGUGGCCAAAAGGAUCCCAGUCCUCAGAACAAUUAGCAGCUGCCAACAAGAACCAGGAUUCGGAGGAGAUGGCGAGCGCAGAGGGUGGCAACAGCGCCGGAGAAGCAGGUGAAGAAACAAGCGCCCUGCACAAAACUGACUCCUGUGACAGUGGAAUUACAAAGAGUGAUCUACGCAUAGACCGGGCUGGAGAUUCAAGAAGCUCCUUUGAAAGAAGCCCUAUGGAAAAGAGCCCCAUGGAGAAGAACCCAUUCGAGCACAGUCUUGGGGUCGACUCCCUCAAACACACUUUCGUCCAGCCGGCGUCCGAACAAGCACUCCUUCAAGCGACCCUGCACGAGGCCAAGCUGGAGCUGAAGGGCGACAUUCAGAGCCUGAGUGGUCGGCUGUCAGUCCUCGAGUCUCAGGUGAGCGAGAUCCUCAGGCUGCUGUCGAUAAAAAGAAGACUCUCACUGCCACCGACGUCCUCCCCGAGGGCCAGAGUGAAAAGCCAAGACCCGUUCGCAGCCUCCAAGCCUGUCACACCGGAAGUAGAUGAUGGGCCUUUUUGAAUUCACUGAUAAACAGAUUUAUAAGAAGCACCAGUUUGCAUGUCCUGCUGGACUCUGGCCUGCCAAAGACAUUUCUUGCAUUAAACACUUGACUGCAUGCAGAAAUCCCUUUUAUGUUAUGUUAGCACUACAAAAACCCAGGGAUUAUUCUAAAAGACUUAUGAGGCACUUUUAUGAUCCUGUGUGUGCUAUGUUUGAGAAUGCCAAGAAGGAACCGGAACAAUUACUGAACAAACAAUAAAAAAACACAUGUUGCUUUAUUUAUUGCUAGGGAAUUAGUAAAUUUUUUACAAGCAUUAUAAACCAACGUAGAGCUACAUAUCUCACGUAUGAUUCUCCAAUGACGGCUUUUGUUAAAACAUCUUAGCCUGAUGGGACGAUCAGUAAAAAUAUUGAGGUCAAGGCACAUUUUAAAGGAUCAGUGUGUAGGAUUUAGUGGCAUCUAGUGGUGUAGUUGCAGAUGAUCGCAACUCCCUGGUUAACUCUCCAAGCACAAAGGAGAAAAUAUAGUGCACAGUGCACUGAAAUGUGUGAAAAACACCUCUAUCUAGAGCCAGGGUGUGAUUUGUCCCUUCUGGGCUACUGCAUAAACUUGGUGGUUCAACAUGGCGGACUAAUGAAACCGUACCUAUAAAUAUUAUAUUCCAUUUCUGCCAAUAGAUCCUCAUAAAUGUGACACACUGGACCUUUAAGUCUUUUUGUGAAGCUGUCAUCUUCACGAUCUUCCUGGACUUCUUUCUGGAUGUUAAUUUACAGUUUUUGGCAGAACACCUGACCAAAGGUUUAAGGGAGAUGCUUCACCAGCUAUAACCUUCAUUAUUAUUUAACUUGCUUGUGUCUUAGAGGAAGCAGCUCAACAGAUUGGAGCUCAGUAAACGUUUACACAAUCUCCCUUUACGUUAAAUAAAUGUCUCCCUUUAUCUUAUUUUGCAGGAAACUCUCAGUUGGUCGGCUUUUGUUGCUCCUCUUCUUCAGAGGAGUGACAUUAGUGGCUACCUUUAGAGUUAUUAAUUGUCAGGUAAUAAUACGUGCCUUACAAUAAUAAAGCCUCAUUCAGAAUUGUUUUAAUGAGACAUAAUCAACUCUUUUAGGGUUUUUGAGUUUUAUAUUAUGAAAAUGUUAACCCUGCACUGUGUAUUACUUUCAUUCCCAUGCAUGUUAAAUAGGAAUAGGAAUGCAAUAUUAGUGCUUUAAUUAUAGAUUUUUAUUGUUAGUUAUCAUUAACUCAAUUUUCCUGUGAAAGAUUUAUUUUCCUUAAACAAGAUGGGAAUAUUUCGACAGGUAAUUGCAGCAAACUUACUGUAAAUCCCUCAUGUGACUUCACUUCUUGCUCAGGUAUAUUUGAUUGCAUUUCAGUAUUUAUUUCAUUACCAGUGAUUUGUCUUUGUCUACUUGUAAGAUUAAAGUAGUAAUGCAAGAUUUUAAUGAGUCACCACACACUCGCUAUGCAAAUCUAAAUGUUUUGGCUAAAAUGAGAAUGAUGAUGAACAAACUGCAUGGUUACAGUUUUAGUUCAUGUUUUUAUUUAUUUCCUUUCUGACUGUGAAUCAUCUGAGUAUGAACUCUAAGGAUGUAAGCACGUGACUGUAAGUCGAAUCUAUUUUAUUUUAGAUAUAUAAAUGACCUUGCAUGCAUCCAGGGAACCUGUCAAGUGUGAAAUGAAUAAUGAAAACUGA
Messenger RNA from Dicentrarchus labrax (European seabass), 7225 nucleotides. RefSeq names its product potassium voltage-gated channel subfamily H member 5-like. Gene Ontology annotation, cellular component: membrane. Gene Ontology annotation, biological process: regulation of membrane potential; potassium ion transmembrane transport. The record is from RefSeq and is a predicted model, not a curated record. Bases 2274 to 5549 code for a protein of 1091 amino acids. The transcript has 12 exons. Lineage: Eukaryota; Metazoa; Chordata; Actinopteri; Moronidae. Gene Ontology annotation, molecular function: voltage-gated potassium channel activity.